Pelobates fuscus (common spadefoot toad) is the source of this 6391-nucleotide messenger RNA. RefSeq names its product PBX homeobox 3 (gene PBX3). The record is from RefSeq and is a predicted model, not a curated record. NCBI's taxonomy places the organism in Eukaryota, Metazoa, Chordata, Amphibia, Anura, Pelobatidae. The transcript has 9 exons. Bases 1199 to 2503 code for a protein of 434 amino acids. Gene Ontology annotation, cellular component: nucleus. Gene Ontology annotation, molecular function: RNA polymerase II cis-regulatory region sequence-specific DNA binding; DNA-binding transcription factor activity, RNA polymerase II-specific. Gene Ontology annotation, biological process: brain development; eye development; neuron development.
UCUUUUCUUUCUUUGACUGUUUUUUUCAUUGCUUUUAUUGGAAGGUGGUAUGCAAGGAAGCUCCAUCCAGUGCACUGAUUUAUUUGUUUCUCUUUGAAAGGAGACGAAAAGAAGAAGAAGAAGCUGGAGAUUGAGAGGCGCCUUAGAUUGGAGAGAAAUUGCUAUUUAAAAAAAAAAAAAAGGGUGUGAAGGAUUGAAGAACCAAAAGAGCAGCCCUGGUGUGAAAUGAAACAGAUACCAUAAAGAAAAUAAAACACACAGACGAUCGAUGGACUGUGCUGCCAGCAGCGAGGAUCGUGCACCAUGUGUUAUUAUUACCUUUCCUGAUGAGAUCUAUCUGACUUAAUUGUGGGAAAAUCCUCUACAUAUCUGUCAUUUGCUUUGCUUCUUCUUUUAAUUAUUUAUUUUUUGUAUGGAUGGGGGACGAGCACUGAAAAUAAACUUGACUGAACAGAUAAAGCAAGCAGCCCCAGUACAUCAACGACUGACAGAGAAGAAACGUGUAGCUUUUGCUUAUUAAUGACAUCUUUAAAAGACGUGCCUAUUUUUUUUUCUGACUGUUUGCUGAUUUGACUUGUUUUGGAAUAAAAACAAUUGAAGUUGUCAUUAGAAAUAUAUAAAACCGUUUUUUUUUCUCUUAUCAAGCAGCUUUCUGAAAAUUCUGAAAGAACUUUAAAACAAGAACACUCUCCAUUCUUUUUGAAAUCUAGACAUGAUGUGCAAACCACUGCAUGCCUUUCACUGCUUUUACCUCAAUGGGAUAAACUGUCACUGGCCUUGUGUUUUAUGAAAAUUUUCAUGACCAAGAACUAAAAGGGAAAAAAAACAAAAAACUUGACAACUUUUUUAUGACUUCCUGCAGAACAGCUUUAUGGUGGAGUUACAAAUCUGACUUUUAAAAUAUACAAAACAAUCAGAAGUUUGUUUCACCUAUUGUGCUACUUGUUUAUUUUGUAUUAUCUGUGUUAGUGUCCAGUUCAUUUCCAGAUUUGUGGAUGGGCCUUAUUUUUGUGGAAUGAAGAUCAACCAUAGAGCUUGAAUUGAAGCCAGCCUACCCAGGGUGAUAAGAGGUCUCAGGCUGGGAUCUGAAGCUUGUCAUUGUUGAUGUGUGGGGCAGUGACCCCCCAGCGGUACUUUUCCUGACUGUGAGGUCCUCCUUGCAGUCUGCGUUGCCAUUGAUUGGGUUGCGGUGAGGAGUAUGGACGAACAGACAAGGAUGAUGCAGACUUUAGCCGGAGUGAGCAUGGCCGGUCACUCAGUACAAGGGGGAAUGACUUUGCCUCCUCCCCAUGGACACGAUGGGACAGACGGGGACGGCAGAAAGCAGGACAUAGGAGACAUCCUGCACCAGAUCAUGACCAUCACUGAUCAAAGCCUGGAUGAGGCACAAGCAAAAAAACACGCACUUAAUUGUCAUAGGAUGAAGCCAGCCCUCUUCAGCGUUCUCUGUGAAAUCAAAGAAAAAACAGGUCUCAGCAUCCGAGGAGCUCAAGAAGAAGAUCCCCCAGAUCCACAGCUUAUGAGACUAGAUAACAUGCUUUUGGCUGAAGGCGUUUCUGGACCAGAGAAAGGGGGCGGUGCAGCUGCCGCAGCUGCAGCCGCUGCUGCAUCAGGUGGAUCUUCAGAUAACUCAAUAGAACAUUCCGACUACAGAGCAAAACUCAGUCAGAUCCGGCAAAUUUACCACACGGAACUGGAGAAGUAUGAGCAGGCAUGUAAUGAAUUUACCACCCAUGUGAUGAAUCUUCUGAGGGAGCAAAGCCGGACGCGCCCCAUCUCUCCAAAGGAGAUUGAAAGAAUGGUUGGGAUCAUUCACAGAAAGUUCAGCUCUAUCCAAAUGCAACUGAAGCAGAGCACAUGUGAGGCUGUCAUGAUCCUAAGGUCGAGGUUUCUCGAUGCCAGGAGAAAAAGACGUAACUUCAGCAAACAGGCCACAGAGAUCCUAAAUGAGUAUUUCUACUCCCACCUAAGCAACCCCUACCCAAGCGAGGAAGCCAAGGAGGAGCUGGCCAAGAAAUGCAGUAUCACGGUAUCACAGGUAUCUAACUGGUUCGGGAACAAGAGAAUCAGGUACAAGAAAAACAUAGGCAAGUUCCAAGAAGAAGCAAAUUUGUAUGCAGCUAAGACAGCGGUGAAUGCAGCUCAUGCAGUUGCGGCUGCUGUGCAAAAUAACCAGACAAGCUCUCCCACUACACCAAAUUCUGGUUCUUCUGGUUCUUUUAAUCUCCCAAAUUCAGGCGACAUGUACAUGAAUAUGCAGAGUCUGAAUGGGGAUUCUUACCAAGGGGCCCAAGUUGGAGCCAAUGUGCAAUCACAGGUGGAUACCCUUCGUCAUGUUAUCAAUCAGACGGGCGGAUACAGUGAUGCUUUGGGAGGGAAUUCGCUGUACAGCCCACAUCACCUGAAUGCUAAUGGAGGAUGGCAUGAAGCAGCAACCCCUUCCUCUGUCACGUCCCCCACUGAAGGACCUGGCAGUGUGAACUCCGAACCUCUAACUGAGUGACCCCCUCCAAGCUGUGUGUGCAAAUUUGACUGCCUUGAGGGAGCAUUCCGUGUGACAAAGCAUCAUCACAGCCUUCAUACCAUACCCAGAGAAGCAGUUUCCCAGGUUGGAGGAAGUUGCCACCCCUGUUGUGAUUAACAGGGUAUAUUAUUUUCUCCAGCUUGGAGGUGCUGCUUUACCUCUUUCAAAAUGGAGUCCUCCAGCCUCACUUUCAAAACAUCCAUUGCAGGAUACCAAUAAAACCCUACAAGACAUCAUCUUUUUGCUAAGUCACCACUUUAUAAGCACUUUAUCUAAUUGGGCCAAGAUCUGCGUUAAUAUCUGUGAAAUGAUCUCCACGUCCCAUCAGCACUUUUUAAUAAAUGGCUAAAAUGAAGGAAUGAACUAGCAGCUUUAAAGAGAAUUGUUUGCAUGUCUACCCAGAAAUUCCAGGAUUUAUUUAAAAAACAAAACCUACAAAUUACACUUUAUACUCCUAUCAUUCAGAUCUUGUUCCCUUGGUUUUUUUCUGUAUUGAACAACAUAGGUGUUACUGAUCUGUGUUAGUUGAAGAUGCAUCCACUUUUGCAAAGACUUUGCUGCCACAUUUUAUUAACUCUGUUAGUGCUGGAGGAGAAACAGGGCAUUGCCGGGCAGUACCCUGAUCAAUCAUUAGGAAUUGAUAGGGUUAAACAGAUUUCAAAACCACUAUGGUAACUGCUUAGUCACUACUCAUUAAUUUCUCUUGUUCCCUCUUCCAUAUGCUGACUGAAUAUUUAUUGUUGUUUAACAUAAUUUGAGAACAGUCUCAAAGUCUUCCCUAAACAGGAAAAUACAAAAAAACGAAUUCUCUCUUUUGUCUGACAUGACAGUAAGAUUGAUGACAGGUCUGAGGACCUAUGUAGAAUGUUUAUGUUCAAUAUCUCUAGAAUUAUUUCAAAAUCAAGAGAAGCCUGGGUUUUAUCAAAUGACAUGGUGUAAGCGAUUCCGUUUUGUUUCUCUCAGUUGUGAAUAACGCAGGAAAUAAAACAAGAAAGAUGCUUCAGUUUUUAUUUUGCCCAUCAACUAUCUCAAUAACAGCCUUGAGUCUAAAGUCAGUGAGAUUUUCAGAAAGUGAGAGGCUGUUAUUUAUUCAGCUCCCAUCCCAGCAAACCAAAGAAACAAGGAAUGUAGACAUGUAAUGGGAUUUUGGGGUUGUUUCUACCCAUUUUCUUACACAGUUGAUAGUGUGUACUUUAGAUUUGUGUUUCGUAGGAGUAUAUAUUACAAUAACAAAUAUUGUGCAUCUUUUUUGGGGAACUGCCACGAUGACAAAAACUGUUUAUUAAAUUGUGAAUUUUGGUAUUGGAGAUACAAUAUUAUUAAGCGAAUGCAUCUUCAACUGUUCCUUUUUCUUUUCUUUAAGACAUUAUUAAUAAUUGACACUUAAUGACCCUCUCUCUGCAUUGUAAAUACAUCCCACUUGUCACUGGAUGUCAUUUCAGACCCUCCAACAGCUGAACAGUUUUAUCUCUAUCCCUUUGUGGUGUUUUACAGUAAGGGGUUACAUGCUGUAUACAAAAUUGUCAAAAUCCGCCACUUCAAGUGGCAUACAGAGGAAAGAAAAAAAUGUAAAUAUUGUAGCAAAAGAGAAUUUAUACAUUGUCACCAAGCAAAACAGCUUUAUUUACCUCAUAAAACUCAUAGGAACCAACAGACAUGUCACGUGUAGUUUAGUGUGCUCACUUACUACCUCUAAAUAACACGCGUAGUACGUCUUUAUCUUUUUAUCAUUGUGUAAUUAAACCAGCAGGUUGGAAUAUGAAUUUAUUGCAAUAUAUAGCAAUGCUGAAUACACCUGGUGUGCCAUUGUAAACCCCAUAAAGCUUUCAGUUUAAUGGCGCAAAAUUUCAGAUAUAUGUGUUCUGCUUCAUUUAAACCCCUCAUCUGCAUUGUAUGAACUGUUUAUAUAAUCCCUCCAACUGCACCAUUCAAACUAACAUAUUUCUGGGCCCACUGCCCCUAUCACCCUAUAUAAACUAUGUAUAUUCCCCUCUUAUUGCAGUCUUUACACUAAUGUUUUACUCCUUCCAGCCGAGCCAUACAUUCCCAAAAAAUAUCCUGAGCCCAUAACCGUGCACCACUUUCGUAUAACCCUUUAACUUCUCACAUUGGUCCAUACAAACGAACCAUACAACUUUCUCAUUGGUUACUUCAUGUAAAUGUUUACAUUUGGUAAACUACUAUAACCCCAUUCCCAAUGCUCCAUAUAAACAAGCUAUUUACUUUUUUUUUUUUUUAUUGCUUUAUAUAAACUCUAAGUUUAUACUCUACCAUUGCUCCAUGAAAAUCAUCAAUAUGUCCCUCCUAAUACAAAUAGCAUACGAGAUCCAGCGCACUCACUCAAGGUUAACAAAAUGUAAUCGUGGUAUGUAAAAACCCCACCUAGGUAAAAAUAGUGGGGGUUUAGCUACAGUAUAUGACCACACAUUACAUAAGCCUGCCACAAUGUCAAUGAACCCAUCCUCACAUAUUUCCCUGUAAAGCAAACUGAACACCUAUCACAUUACUCUCUAUAAAGUACCUAUAUACUUCCGUAUUAUCACAUAGACUAUACAGAGAUAUCUGUAGUCCAUAUUCUCUUACCAUAGAUAUCCUCUUGGCGUGAUAGUCUAAAUAGCAAUAUAGCCUACCCACGGCUUCAAAUAAAUGACCUAUAGGCCUUAUCCCAUUGUUCCUAGCGUAUCCUACCUCUCCAUGUUGGUUUGGUACAGGAUCAUUCCUUAGAACUUAACCCAUUUCUCCAUAUGCCCCUCCUCAUAACUGCUUCCGUUGCUCCAUAAAGCAUGUCACAUUUUCUGCUUCCGUCAAACCUUUCUACCAGUCCAUAUAUGUGCUUUACAAUAUAACCAAGAUUGGAAAUAUCAUCACAAGACUGCAAGUCACAGCAAUACUGUUUAUACAGUAGUUACAUAUUAAUGCCCUUUAAUUUGGUUUACUGACAUAUCCUUGCCAAGAUAUUAUUCUGAGAUUAUUCUGACACUAUCUCUGUACAUAAGCUAAGAACGAUUAUCUUCUCAUUGUAAACAUGGCAAAUACUUUAUAAUUUAGCUGUUAUGGAAGACACAAUACUGAGAGUUUAAAAACUAAAAACAAUAAGAUGUCCUGUAAUCACCUAACUUUAUAAACACCAUCCCCAGUGCUCUAAACAGUUAAGAAACACAUACUGUUGAUAAUUAAAACAUACUACGCAGCAUUGCUAUACAAUGCCACAAUUUCAAUUUCAAUGGAUUUAUAAAAAUCCUUUACUUUGUUUUACACAUACUGCUGCUUGUCACUCUGUUUUCCAUCUUGAAACGUAAUGUACAUUGUAAUCUUUUGGAGAUAAAUGAAAAAUGUAUCUUUUAAAAUAAAAUAAUUAUACACUUUAUAAAGGUGCAUUUGCAACUUUGAAGCUUAGGAGUAAACAUGAGGUCUUAUGUUGAAACACAUAAAAAUAAUAUUGAACAGUAAAACUGUUGUAUAUACUGAGACAUUUUAAAUGUUUUUUCAUCUCGUUAAAUCCAUGCAAAAAAAAAAAUCUAAAUAAAAUACAAAAAAAAUUGUAAUGCAUACAAAUUUCAGUAUAGGAGUAUGUAACAGGGAGGGUGGGUGUGGGAGGAGGUAUUGUGGGCAUUUUUUUAAGUUUGAGGUUUUUUUCGUAUUGUAUGAGGAUCUGGCUGGGGUUGAUUCACAGGAAUACUGAUGAUGACGGCAAUUUGUGGCAGUAAUUCUAACGUAUUGAAAUCAAAUCUGUUUGGUGUUAACUUUUUAACUGGAUUAUACCCCUGGAUUGAAAAAAAAAAAAAAGAAAAGAAAAAAAAAAUAGUCUUCCUUGUGGUAGUUCUAUGUAGUUAAAAAAAAAUAUGAAUAAAACGUUUUUGAUUUGCU